AUGACUUUGUUCCCCACCAAGUUUGAAAAUGGGAAGAUUGAGUACAAGAUAAGGUACAAGGGGAGAUCAAGGCCAUUCUCUAGAGCCAAAGCCUUGGUGACUUCAGAACAGUCCAGGGACCCAACCAAGCUAAAGGAGCUUCUGUCUCAAGUCCUCACUAUCACCCUUGAUGGUGUCAAGGAGCCAGCUCGACCCACGAGCUCGAUCGAGCUAGAAACAGGGCAACUCGAUCGAGUUCCACAACUCGACCGAGUUUUUGCGAUUUCAAGUGUUCAUCUUCUUGUUUUGCUUGAGUUUAGUUUACUGCUCUUCAAUCCAUCAUUCAACAAGGAACCCAACUUCAAGAAACAACAAGUUCAAGAUGUUGAGAGGAGAGGGAAGCCAAACAGCUGUGACAAGAAGGCAAAGGGCAGAGAAAGCAAGGAGAUUGAGAGAAAGGAUGUCAAUGGAUGA
Microthlaspi erraticum is the source of this 453-nucleotide messenger RNA. Lineage: Eukaryota; Viridiplantae; Streptophyta; Magnoliopsida; Brassicales; Brassicaceae. The record is from the annotation of a GenBank genome assembly.